This is a messenger RNA of Heterostelium album PN500, 1686 nucleotides long. RefSeq lists its product as uncharacterized. Bases 1 to 1686 code for a protein of 561 amino acids. The record is from RefSeq and is a predicted model, not a curated record. NCBI's taxonomy places the organism in Eukaryota, Evosea, Eumycetozoa, Acytosteliales, Acytosteliaceae. Gene Ontology annotation, cellular component: ribonucleoprotein complex. The transcript has 2 exons. Gene Ontology annotation, molecular function: mRNA 3'-UTR binding; selenocysteine insertion sequence binding; ribonucleoprotein complex binding. Gene Ontology annotation, biological process: selenocysteine incorporation.
AUGAUGAAUUCAACUAAAUCAAAGACAAUGACAAUGAGUUCGACAACAACAACAACUACAACAACUACAUCUACACCUAAGCUUAAUAUUCAAACUUCGAAGAGUAGUAAUAAUACUCAAAAAGAUGCAAGUAUAAAGAUGAUAGAUAGAUAUAAAGAAUCAUCAAAUAAAGAGAAACUUAUUGGUACCGAAAAGUUAAAGAUAAAUAAUAAACCAAUAUCUAAAUCGAAUAUUAAUAAUAAUAAUAAUAAUAGUAAGAAUCCGAAUCAGAGAAAUACAAAUAGUAAUAGUACAAAUAAUACAAAUACAAAUAAUAGUAAAAAGAAAGUUAAUGUUAUCAAAAAGAAGAAAUCAUCAACAUCCAAUGUAAAUAGUAAUAAUAAUAGUAAUAAUAAAUAUAAUACAACUAUGUAUGAAUUUAUUGUUGCAAAAACCAAUAGUAUACCUAUAAAUCAACCAUAUCAACAAUUGAAACAACAACAACAAUUGGAACAAAUAAAAGAUCAACAAAAUAUUGAUAGUUUAGAUAAAGUUGAAACAGAAAGAGAAAUAGAAGAAUCAUCAUUAAAUGCAAAAGAAGAAGAGACAACAACAACUACCACUACUACCACUACAACUACUACAUCUUCAAAUAAUACUACUUCUACCACACCAAAUAAUGUUGGUGUCAAUAGUGAGGUUGCUGUUGCUGUUGUUCAAGAAUAUAUGAAUCAAGUUUGUACAAAGGAGAUUGAUGAUACUGCCAGAGAGUUCAUUGUGAAGAUCAAACAGUUUCAAGAUAACUAUGCAUUGAAGAAUCCCGAUAAACCAAAGAAGAGAUUCAUUACGGGACUUCGUGAGAUUGAGAGAGCUGCCGAUUGUGGAAAGUUGUCUGCUGUCAUCAUUGCUCCAAACAUAGAGGAUAUCAACUGUCCGGGUGGUCUCAACGAAUCGAUCAAGUCCAUCAUCAGACUCUGUAGAUCUAAACAGCUGCUCUAUACAUUUGCACUCAGCCGAAGAAUCAUUGGUCGACUUAUCAACGUGCACAUCAAAGUCAGUGCAUUCGGCAUUCUAUUCCACGACGGUGCAGAGGAUAUCUACAACAGACUCUCGAAACUGACACUUGCAUCAAGAGAUACAUUUAGAAAACAACAACAACAAGUUCAACAACUUGAAAAACAAAUACAAUCAUUGGAUAUUACAACGACAACGACAACAACAUCAUCAUCAUUAUCAUUAUCAUCAACAUUAUUGCAAAAUGAUGAAAAGAAAGAGGUUUAUGAUAUGUUUGUUAAGGCAACCAAUGAGAAGAAACAGAAUCAUAAGGAAUUACUGGCGCAACAACAGAAGCAGAAACAAGAACGAUUGGAAUUGGAGGAGAAAGAGAUUGAAAAGAAAAAGCAGCAACACAGACAACAGCUACAACAGUUGAAGGAAAACAAACAGCUACAACAAAAACAACAAAAGAAACAACAGCUUUUAGGUGAGGAAAAAGAAAAAGAAAAACCGAUCAAACAACAGCAACAACAACCAUCAAAGAAGUCACAACAAUCAAAAGAUAACAACAAAAUAGUUAAUGAAAAAGUAGAUGUAUCCGAGCAGUUACUAUAUAAUAAUACAGAGCAACAACAACAACAACAAAAUCAUCAAAAAUCAAAUAGUAACAACAGUAACAAGAAUAAGAAAUUACAAAAUACAAAGAAAUAG